AAUUGUUUCUCACAAAGAAGCAAACAGCGCCACUCUAAGGAAUGGAGGUGCACAUUGCCGCUAUUCCAAGCACCGCCAUAUUGAUAUCCCAACAACGUUGAGAGGGCACGUGUCAGCGUGAAUCCUAGUAAUGACUCUUAUGAGCCCAGUGCCCCCUGAUUAGACUGAUUGGAUGUCCUCCUUAACUGCUAAAACUAUCAGAGUCACUUUUCCAAACAUGGAUAUCGCCUAGUCCUGUUUUGUUUUAUUUCUCCAGGUAAGCUGCUUGAGAACCAAUUCUCAUUUGCAAAGACAACCUUGCCAAAGGUGUAACGCCUCUCUACCAAACCGACAAGGCAUCUGCUUUGCAUCAACCCACCAGUCACCUGCGGCUUGGAGGAAACCUCCAAGGUGAUCCAGAGAAGAUCCUGUGUGUAAUAUGUCCGGUCCUGUCCCAAGCCGCUCUCGAGUUUACCCCGAUGUGAACACUAAGAGGCCUCGGGAAUACUGGGACUACGAGUCCCACGUGGUGGAAUGGGGGAACCAAGACGACUACCAGCUGGUGCGUAAACUAGGCCGAGGCAAAUACAGUGAGGUGUUCGAAGCCAUAAACAUCACCAACAAUGAGAAAGUCGUCGUCAAAAUACUCAAGCCUGUCAAAAAGAAGAAAAUCAAAAGAGAAAUUAAGAUUCUGGAGAAUUUGCGAGGCGGUCCCAACAUCAUCUCACUGUUAGACAUCGUCAAAGAUCCUGUGUCCCGAACUCCUGCCCUGGUUUUUGAGCAUGUUAACAACACAGACUUCAAGCAACUCUAUCAAACUUUAUCGGACUUCGACAUACGGUUCUACAUGUUUGAAAUAUUGAAGGCCCUUGACUACUGCCAUCUUAUGGGAAUCAUGCACAGAGAUGUCAAGCCACACAAUGUGAUGAUUGAUCAUGAACACAGAAAGCUCCGUUUAAUUGACUGGGGUUUGGCAGAGUUCUACCACCCUAAUCAGGAGUACAAUGUGCGAGUGGCCUCGCGCUACUUCAAAGGACCCGAGCUACUUGUGGACUACCAGAUGUAUGACUACAGUUUAGACAUGUGGAGUUUGGGCUGUAUGUUGGCAAGCAUGAUCUUCAGGAAGGAGCCUUUCUUCCAUGGCCACGACAACUAUGACCAGCUUGUACGGAUCGCAAAGGUCCUUGGCACAGAGGACUUGUAUGACUACAUCGACAAGUACAAUAUUGAACUGGACCCUCGAUUUAAUGACAUUCUGGGCAGACACUCUCGUAAGAGGUGGGAGAGGUUUGUACACAGUGAAAACCAGCACCUGGUGAGCACAGAGGCCCUGGACUUCCUUGAUAAACUGCUGCGUUAUGACCAUAACGCCCGCCUCACCGCCCGCGAAGCCAAGGAACACCCAUACUUCUACCCCAUAGUUAAAGAUCAGGGAAGGGGACCCACCCCUGGGGGCAUGGUAGCCAGCUCCACUCCAGUCAGCUCCUCCAGUAUGAUGGCAGAUAUCACCUCCAUGUCCUCUACACAGCCACUGGCUAAUAUUGUUGGAUCUCCAGUUAUCUCCGGCCCGAACCCGCUAGCACCACAAGUCCCAGCAGCUGCCGGGGCACAGCCCUGAAACCGACCUCCUCAUGGCACCUCCUUACCUGUGUACAGUAUGUGCGCCUGUGGUUUGGUUCAGUCCAUCCCACUCAACUCCGCAUGGGUCCCGCCCAUGGGUUUCCUUUUUAUUACAUUGAGAAGAAUAACAGAGAAAAGAUGUUGAAAUUGCUUUUUCACUGUUCAGUUAUGUUUUGAAAUUUGGACUUGAAAAGUGUAUUGUUGCACCUGUAUGGAUUAUUGAAAGUAAUAACAUGGGGUGUGUGUUUCACAAAUGCAAGUUGUCUAGGACUUCUAACACAAUGUAGACAUGGAAGAUGAAGAAAAUAGAUAAUAAAAUGUAUUUUGUACGUCCCAAAUAUACAGUCUUGCUUGGAACCGUUUGUUUGGGGAUUCUGCUGUUGUAUUACACUGUGAACCUGUACACAACUUCACAAAUUGAGAAAGGAUUCUCUAAUGUACCCCAUGUGGCAGUGCUCAGUAGUAACAUACACACUACUGUUAAGUGCAGGAGUUUUUAAGUUGUUAAACUAUCAUACUUGGGUUGGACAUUUGUAGAUAUUCUACAGUUACGGUCAGGUUGCAUGCACCCAAUGCUGACUAUCAUAGGGUCAAUAGUUAGCCAAUUUUGUGUUACUGUCACUUCUGUAUACGUGUAUGCGUGUGUUUGUUUUUUAAUGAAGUCUCUUACACAUGAUUUUGAUUACAUAGACAAUUUUGUAACUUUUUGUUUUUAUGUUGGGAGGACUCUUAUCACUUGCAAAAAAAAAAAAAAUCGACUUCCAAAAUUAAAAAGGCAGGUAUGAAUAUACCUUAAGCAUUGCA
This is a messenger RNA of Esox lucius (northern pike), 2403 nucleotides long. RefSeq names its product casein kinase II subunit alpha. The transcript is spliced from 16 exons. Gene Ontology annotation, molecular function: ATP binding; protein serine/threonine kinase activity. NCBI's taxonomy places the organism in Eukaryota, Metazoa, Chordata, Actinopteri, Esociformes, Esocidae. The coding region runs from base 419 to 1597 and encodes 392 amino acids. The record is from RefSeq and is a predicted model, not a curated record. Gene Ontology annotation, cellular component: cytosol; protein kinase CK2 complex; nucleus. Gene Ontology annotation, biological process: protein phosphorylation.